Messenger RNA from Hymenoscyphus albidus, 1407 nucleotides. The record is from the annotation of a GenBank genome assembly. Lineage: Eukaryota; Fungi; Ascomycota; Leotiomycetes; Helotiales; Helotiaceae.
GUAUGACUGUCGGUAUCCCAGCAUCAGAAAGUCAAUGGGGAGCUUUGGCUAUUUGUCGUUGCUUGUAAGUCACUAAUUCCUACUUUCUUCUAACUUCAAGUAUGGAAAAAUUCCAACAAUAAACCACCUUCCUUGUACAUCUCGACGUUUCUCCCAAUCGGUUCAUAAAGGUGAUCUGCAGUCCAUUUGUUCCUCCCCACCGGCCUCCUCCGGUUGGUCCGAGGCUGAGCUUGAUUGGGUGGGCUGGGACCCUGACUCUACUAGCACCUGUCUCCUCUUGACCUCGGGAUACACCGCAACCAUUCAACUUUCUCCUACCAAUCCCUCUCGACUUUCAACCAAAUCGACAAUACUAGUCUGUCACGAAUUUGCAAUGCCGAUUCUUCGAAAUCCUUUCGCCAGACGCACCGAGGUGCAGACGGGUUCCCUAGCGCCAGAGGAUGGGGAGGGUCCAUUGUCGCCGACGGGCACACGACCGGCAUUUGAAAAGGUGGACACUAUGGGCUCGUACACAUCAGCCUCUACACAGAGCAUAGCUAGCAAGCGGAGUCAGGAACCGGUGGAGUAUAAAAUGAGUGGUAGGGCAUUCAAAUGGAAGGGAAAAAACGAAAUAAUUUGGUGGGCUGAUGUGUGAAAAUAGUUGUAAAUGAUAGUGGGGUUUACCUGCCCGUAAGUCUUGAUUCUUUUGCUUGGCAAUUCAUGAAGACUUCAGAAUCUAUUGAAGGACAAGAACCCUAGGUCUCUUCGUAAACAUUGGUUGAGGAACCGAGAGUUUGGUUUCUUUUCCGGGCUACGCGGGGCAAACUCUUUGAAACCGCCAACGUCCCCGACAACCACUUGUUAAACGUCAAAUAACAAACGAACUGACAGUAUUGAUAGCCGUCUCCUCCUGACAAAAAGAGCUUCUGGCCACGACGUUCAUCGGCAAACUCAAGAAAUAACAGCCAAUCUGAAAUCGAGCACUUCCCCAUAUCCCGGGAAUCAUUCGACUCCUACAGAAGAUCAUUUGUUCGUAUUUCAAACCCCCUCAUCCAAAGACCCUUCAUCUAAUCUAUCUAGGACAUCUCGGCAAAAUCGCCCGUCGUCCAACCAAGUCACUUCGGACGACAAAGUCUCGACUCAGCCCGAAUACCGCGAUUACCACAGCGCCGAUUCGAGCGGCAACCACCGACCGCCGAGGAAUUUGAAGAUGUAGGACUUAAUGAUGAGCAGAAACAACCGAAGAAAAAGGGCUUCUUUGCUAAAUUCGGGGACUCGGAUCCGCAGUCCCCGACGACGACUUCGAGGUUUCAUAUCACCGGCAGGAAGAGAGGACAAAGUGGGACAGGAGAGGAACUUGGAAAUAUGCCGAGACCCUCGACGGCGGAUUCCAUUUCAAAGGAUAUCAAAAUUACAGAGGAGGGUUGA